AUUUAUUCGUCUUUACUUUGCCAUAAGAAAAGCUUAAUUAACCGACGAUGGUAAAGGAUGCCAUCUAAAUAUUUAAAAGAAACGAAAAGCACUUAGGCCUAGUGUAAUGGGAAAAUCAAUAAAUCGCUUUUAUCGUCAAAAAUUCCCAGACUUAUUCGGAAGACCGUUAAAACGUGCAGUUUGAUGUUGUGGAAAGGAAGUUGUGAAAGAUUCUUCCGUACUAUCAUCUUCCUCCUCUUUAUUUUCUAAAUAUCUAUUUCUAUUGGAAAACUUGACUGUUUGUUUAGUUUUAUCCCUAGCAGACAUCCGCUUUGACAAUUGAAUGAGAAGUAAUCGAUAUGGGAAUAAAAGAGUCCCAUUGAGGAGCAUUAACCGUCGCGUGAUCGUUCAUUAAUCCGUACAAUAAGAAUAUCUUGGCAACAACAUGUCCCAGUUUUGUUAGUUUAUUCUCAAAUCCACUCGACAAUGAAUAUCCCUUCGCUAAUAGACGAAUCGACUAAUCUUUACCAAUAUUCAAAGCAAAAGUUCAACAGUACUUUGAAUGGAGAAAAAGAGGAUGUUUCUACAACUAAUCAAGAAAAUAUAGAUUAUAUAAAUUCUUUAAGAGAUCCAAAACUGCUUCAGAAUUUCAAUAAAACGCCUAACAAUAAUAUCGAUUCGGAAAAGGAACCAUCUUUCAAGUCUAGACUAGACUUUUACUCUAAGGAAUUCAAAUUGGUUAGAGAUGAGGAAGGAAAUCUAAUGUUUGUAAAGAACAGCGAAGAAAAUGACUUUGAGAAUGACAUUAUACAAGAAUUUGACGCUAUCACAUUUCUAUUCAAAAAUAGGGAAAUAUUGGACAAGGAUUCGAAUGAAUCGAAUAUGACUGAUCUGAUCAAUAAGCUGGCGGGGGAAGGUGAAGAGGCAGAAGAGCCACUAUCUACUGAGCAAGGAAGAAAGCCUAAAAAAUCUAUUGCCAGUAGAAAAUCUUGGGUUGAUAAUGCCAGUCUUAGCACUGUUGAGGAAAAUAAGAAGGAAGAUAAUAUAGAAAUCGAAGUUAAAAAGCCGGAAGCUCCGGAAAGAGACGAAAAGGAAGGGGAUAUGGAAGAACAAGAAGAGGAAGAUAUUAAUGAAGACAGUUCAAUUGAUUUACCUAAAUUAAUAUGUCCUAGAUCAGAAUUAAAAUCUAAGGAGGCCGGUGUCAGGAUAUGGCUGGAAAAAAAUAGACUUAAAGCAGCAAAAUAUCCCAUAUCUGACUAAGGGCCGCCAUCUAUCGGCUUUACUAGUGUAAAGAAAGACUACGAGCAAAAGAAUAAAUUGGAAAAUAAGAAAGAAGGCGGAAAGAAAGAAAUAGACAGAUAUAAAGAAAGAGCGACAGAGAGAGAGAGAGAGAGAGAGAGAGAGAGAGAGAGAGAGAGAGAGAGAGAGAGAGCGAGGGAGUGUGCGAGUGAUUGUAUAUAUGUGUGAGUGAGAGAGAGAGCGAGAGAAAGAGAAAAAAAGAGAGAUAUGUAGAGAAAACGCUGGCCUAAUUCCUUCAGCAGUGUGAAAAAAAAUAGGCGUUGGUUGAGGGGAUUUGGUAUUUUAAAUACAAUUUGCAGAUAGAUAGUGAAAAUUAAAGUUGUACUCUUUCUCAUGUUUUAUUUGAAAACUAUAGAAAUAAAUGCUCCUAUCAGUUCUGAAGAAAAAUGAAUAAAACACAAAAGAAAAUGUAAUAAAGGGAAUUGUAAGAAAAGAAAAUCAAUUUUAAAAAUUCUACUCGGAGUAGGCCCAAUCUAUUCUUUUUUUUUUCUACUUUACAUAUAAAAGAGGAUGGCCUGACUAUUAAAGCUUGUUCAUUUAACAAAAUAAACUAGUUAAGGCUGCAACAAAUCUCAUUUAACACAUUCCGCUUCUUCCAUUUUUUAUUCGCUACUAACCAGUAAAAGAUAUCAUCUACUUUAUAGCGAAGAAAGAAACGGCAGGGGGGCGGGAAGAGAAGAAACUUAUCAUCUUUAAGGAAGCCUUAGUAAGUUUAAUUGUUAAUAACUUAUUUUCUAAUGAAAUUAGUGAACAAAACCAAAAUGACAAACAUGUUUAAUUUAACUAGUUGAAAAGUAAAUAAUGUAACAUUAAGAUCUUUUAAUACUUGAUAUAAGCCAAUUGAGAUCGAAUUCGUCUCUUAACUUGAAGAUUGACGUUUGAAGAGAAGCAGAAAAACGCGAAUUAUUCUUUUUUUAUUAUAUAUUUAUAUUAUUCAAUAAUCACUUUUACUUUUAACUUUCUUGCAUGUAAGUAUUGGUUUGAAGUUAUUAUAUUAUUUUUUAUUGUUGUUAUUCCUUUAUCAGUUCAAAUAAUGCAUAUAUAUUAUAUAUAUACAGUAUAUAUAUAUAUAUUU
This is a messenger RNA of Dimorphilus gyrociliatus, 2353 nucleotides long. Lineage: Eukaryota; Metazoa; Annelida; Polychaeta; Dinophilidae. The record is from the annotation of a GenBank genome assembly.